CCGCGCGCGCGCUCCCGCCCGCAGCUGCCGCUCGCUUGCUGGCUCCGCAGCGUUGUGAGGUGUGUGGGGCGUCGAGCCCCCGGGCCCGGCGAGUCGCGGCGGAAUGCGGCGGCGGCCGUGGUGGGGCCGCGGGCCGGGCGGGCAGGCGCGGUGAUGAGCGUCAGUGGCCGCCGCCAUGUCCAAGGUAACGGCGCCCGGGCCCGGGCCGCCCGUGGCGGCGGCGGGCGGGAAGGAGAAGCGCUCCUUCAGCAAGCGGCUGUUCCGGAGCGGCCGCGCGGGUGGCGGCGGCGCGGGGGGCCCCGGGCCAGCAGCCCCUUCCUCGCCGUCCUCGGUGCGCUCGGUGGGCAGCUUCAUGAGCCGCGUCCUCAAGACGCUGUCCACGCUCUCGCACCUUAGCUCAGAGGGUGCCGCCCCUGACCGCGGCGCCCUCCGCAGCUGCUUCCCGCCCGGGCCGGCCGCCGCGCCCACGCCGCCGCCGUGCCCGCCGCCGCCCGCCUCGCCCGCGCCACCCGCCUGCGCCGCCGAGCCGGUGCCCGGCGUGGCGGGGCUCCGCAACCACGGCAACACGUGCUUCAUGAACGCCACGCUGCAGUGCCUCAGCAACACCGAGCUCUUCGCCGAGUACCUGGCGCUGGGCCAGUACCGGGCGGGGCGGCCCGAGCCCUCGCCCGACCCCGAGCAGUCCGCAGGCCGAGGCACGCAGGGCCAGGGCGAGGUCACCGAGCAGCUGGCGCAACUGGUGCGGGCCCUCUGGACCUUGGAGUACACUCCGCAGCACAGCCGCGACUUCAAGAGUAUUGUGUCAAAGAACGCACUGCAGUAUCGGGGAAAUUCCCAGCAUGAUGCCCAGGAAUUUCUGCUGUGGCUUUUGGACCGAGUUCAUGAAGAUCUUAAUCAUGCUGUAAAGCAGAGUGGCCAGCCUCCUCUGAAGCCUCCAUCAGAGACUGAUAUGAUGCCGGAGGGACCAUCUUUUCCUGUGGGUAGCACUUUUGUACAAGAACUUUUUCAAGCCCAGUACCGAUCUUCUUUGACAUGUCCUCACUGUCAGAAACAGAGCAACACUUUUGACCCUUUCCUCUGCAUUUCUUUGCCUAUUCCUCUACCCCACACAAGGCCUCUCUAUGUCACUGUAGUGUAUCAAGGGAAAUGUUCUCACUGCAUGAGGAUUGGUGUGGCUGUGCCUCUGUCUGGAACUGUCGCCAGACUUCGGGAAGCAGUGUCUAUGGAAACAAAGAUCCCCACUGAUCAGAUUGUGUUAACAGAAAUGUACUAUGAUGGAUUCCAUCGUUCAUUUUGUGAUACAGAUGACCUGGAAACAGUCCAUGAAAGUGACUGCAUUUUUGCCUUUGAGACUCCAGAAAUAUUUAGGCCUGAAGGAAUUCUCAGUCAAAGAGGAAUUCACUUAAACAACAAUCUAAACCACUUGAAAUUUGGCUUGGAUCACCAUAGAUUGUCUUCUGCUGCACAAACAACAGCAAAGCAAGGGAAAGUGGAUCAGCCUGCCACCAGAGCCGCAAGUGACAAGAUUGUUCUGUUGGUGUGUAACAGAGCCUGCACUGGGCAGCAGGGGAAGAGAUUUGGACUGCCUUUUGUCUUGCACUUGGAGAAGACAGUAGCAUGGGACGUUUUACAGAAGGAAAUCUUGGAAAAGAUGAAGUAUUUCUUGAGGCCUACUGUUUGCAUUCAGGUGUGUCCCUUCAGUUUGCGUGUGGUCAGUGUUGUGGGAAUAACGUACUUGCUGCCACAGGAGGAGCAGCCCUUAUGCCACCCAACAGUAGAAAGAGCAUUAAAAUCUUGUGGGCCAGGUGGUACUGCUCAUGUGAAAUUAGUAGUAGAAUGGGACAAGGAGACAAAAGAUUUCUUGUUUAUAAAUACUGAAGAUGAGUACAUCCCUGACUCAGAAAGUGUCCGUCUACAGAAGGAGCGUCAUCAUCAGCCUCAGACCUGCACUUUAUCUCAGUGUUUCCAACUGUACACCAAAGAGGAACGACUUGCCCCAGAUGAUGCCUGGCGUUGCCCACACUGUAAGCAGCUACAGCAGGGGAGCAUUACAUUAAGCCUGUGGACUCUGCCUGAUGUGCUUAUUAUACACCUCAAGAGAUUUCGCCAGGAAGGAGACAAGCGUAUGAAACUUCAGAACAUGGUCAAAUUCCCCUUGAAUGGCCUGGACAUGACUCCUCAUGUGGUUAAGAGAAGCCAGAGCAGCUGGAGUUUGCCAUCCCAUUGGUCCCCGUGGAGACGGCCUUACGGACUCGGGAGAGACCCUGAGGACUACAUCUAUGACCUGUAUGCUGUGUGCAAUCAUCAUGGCACCAUGCAAGGGGGGCACUACACAGCUUACUGUAAGAACUCUGUGGAUGGUCUCUGGUAUUGCUUUGAUGACAGCGAUGUGCAGCAGCUGUCAGAGGAUGAAGUGUGCACACAGACAGCCUACAUCCUUUUCUACCAGAGGCGGACGGCCAUCCCAUCAUGGUCAGCCAACAGCUCGGUGGCAGGCUCCACGAGUUCUUCCCUGUGCGAGCAUUGGGUGAGCCGGCUCCCAGGGAGCAAGCAAGCUAGUGUGACCUCUGCAGCUUCUUCCAGACGUACCUCCUUGGCCUCACUCUCAGAGUCUGUGGAGAUGACUGGAGAAAGAAGUGAAGAUGAUGGAGGCUUUUCAACUCGACCAUUUGUGAGAAGUGUCCAGCGUCAGAGCUUGUCAUCCCGAUCUUCUGUCACCAGCCCUUUGGCCGUCAAUGAAAAUUGCAUGAGACCUUCUUGGUCCCUGUCUGCUAAGCUGCAAUUGCGUUCCAAUUCUCCUUCCCGAUUCUCAGGGGACUCUCCAAUUCACAGCUCUGCCUCUACCUUGGAGAAGAUCGGGGAGGCAGUGGAUGAUAAGGUCUCUAUCUCUUGCUUUGGUAGUUUGAGAAAUCUUUCUAGCAGUUACCAGGAAUCAAGUGAUGGUCACAGUCGACGUGAGCACAACAAGGCUGUAGGCCGGGCCCCGUUGGCUGUCAUGGAAGGUAUGUUCAGAGAUGAAUCAGACAACCGCAAAUUGAACUCCAGUGUUGCAGAUACACAGAGCAAAAACUUAGCACAAGGGGAUCACUUACCUCCAGUCUCUGAUCCAUUUGAUAACAAUAAUCAAAUUGCUUAUGUGGAUCAGAGUGAUUCUGUAGAUAGCUCUCCAGUCAAAGAGGUUAAGCCCCCGAGCCAUGCAGGCUCACUUACAAAGAAACCAGAGAGCACAACCAAGAGAUCUCCCAGUUCCAAAGGCACUUCUGAGCCAGAUAAAAGCUUGCGGAAGGGGAGGCCAGCCUUGGCAAGCCAGGACUCAUCUCUUUCAAGUACAUCCCCUUCUUCUCCUGUUCCAAUAAAAGUCUCUCUAAAGCAUUCCCGCUCUCGAAGCAAAGCAGAUUCAUCUUCCAGGGCCAGUGGAAGGCAUUCGUCUCCGGCCCCUGGCCAACCCAGAAAGGAGGCAUCCCCUAAGUCCCAGGACUCUAUAUCAUCUCCUUCACCACAGAAGCAGAAGUCAGCUGCUACCCUCACUUACACUGUUUCCUCUUCAUCUGCCAAAAAAGCCUCCAGCCCUUCCACCAGGGGCCCCUUCCCUCCUGGGAAGAGCAGGACUUCAGAUCGGACCUUGAGUAGAGAGGGUUCCAGACAAAGCCUGGGUUCUGAUAGAGCCAGCGUCACCUCCACCUCUAAACCCAGCUCUCCUCGGGUGAGCCAGGCCAGAGUGGGGGAGGGCAGAGGCGACAGCAGGCAUGUCCGGAGCUCUUCCAUGGCCAGCCUACGCUCCCCCAGCACGAGUGUGCGGUCUGGUCUGAAGAGAGAUAGCAAGUCUGAGGACAAGGGGCUGUCUUUCUUCAAGUCUGCUUUGAGACAGAAAGAAACUCGGCGGUCAACUGAUCUUGGCAAGACAACUUUGCUCUCUAAAAAGGCUGGUGGAAGCUCUGUCAAGUUGGUUGGUAAGAAUGUCGUGGAUGACAAAGCUGAGAAAGGCUACCAGCCUCAAAGCUCCCAGCAGCCAAAUGCAAAUGCAGCUGGAAAGGAGCCUGUCUCCAAGGACCCUGCUUCUGCCAAACAUUCCCUGCUGUCUGCUCGCAAAUCCAAGUCUUCCCAGUUAGAUUCUGCAAUUCCUGUGUCUCCCAGUGGCAGGCAGUCUGCUGAGAAAGCCUCUAAAAAGUUACCUGCUAGCAUGCAAACCUCUGCACGGCCUUCUCAGAAACCUCAGUGAUAUUCCUGCAAUCCAAGUGUUUUAUAUGUAAAGAUGUUUAUUUAUUUAGAAGCUCCCCCUCCCACCAAAGCCCUUUAUUCUUUUGUUUUAUAUUUUUUGCGUGUGUGUAUGUGUGUGUGUGCGCGUGUGGGCGUGUGAGAACAAUUCAAUUGCAAAUUGUGAAAAGUGUCGCCUUAUUCUGUCAUUGUACCAAAUAACAGCCAUAGGCAAAGCAUCAAUACCAAGCUAACUGGAAUAAUUGUAGAUGAUACCCUGGACAGUCCCUUUAGCAAAUGUACAUAUUUCUUUCUCGAGAACUCUAAUGAUUUUCAUUGGACCCUAGGGUUUUGAAGCCUGUGAACCAGUUAAGCUAUCAUUAUUUUCAUUUGAGCAGGAUCUGUCUUCACUGGAAUUUUCAUGUGGCACCAGGAGCUCAAAAACUGUGAAACUAACAAUGAAACAGAGGGAAAAACUUGCUUUCUGCACUUUUGCCCCAUCUAUCAGUCUUUGUAAAGGGCAAUAUUUUAACACUAAUGUUUCUCAGGUAUAUAUACUCAGCUGGUCUAGGCUGGAUCAGUACAUCAGUAAAUGGAUUAAAGAGGAAGGUGACAUAUGGGUGACUGUGUCAUUUCUUUUACUGCCACAGAUAGAAGGUUUCAGGGGUAGUUAUGAAAUCUUUCGCUACCUUCAUAUCUGCAGAGAUGUGCUUAACCUAACCUGUCUUGACACUUGGAAUAUGUCCUCAGCUGGCAAUUGGAUAACCAGAAAGCCAAUCACUAGUUAAAUUAUUUUUCUUCUAUAUUUGCUUGCUAAGGCUAUUGGGAUUUUGAGCUAUAGCAGAGCAGUUAAUACCUUUGAAAGAUACCUGGAAAGGAAUGUGCUGUAAACUGGAGACAUGAACUGAUACCACUUUCGUUCUUUGGUGUUACACUUUUCUUGUUAGAAGUUGAAGGCUCCAUGCUAUACCUUGUCUGCAUGCUUGUUUCCUCAUCUUGUAAUUGGAGAGAAACUGCCUCCUGCCAAGAGUCAGUGAUAGUACGUUGAAGCAAUGUAUGACUUCAGAUUCUGUUUAUCAGUCUUUGUUAAGAUUGCCUUUCAUUUAUGUCUUCUUUGUGUUGAGGAUUUCAUUUCAUACCAAGAACUUGCAAGGAGGUUUUGGAGAAUAUUCCAUCUGGCAUUGUCAGUACAAAUUGCAUUUCUUUUAUGGAAAAAAGGAAACCUCACAGAAAUAUCAGAUAAGCAAAAUCUGUACUUUCUCAAACUUUGUGAAAGUCGCCUGGCAGUAUUUUCCUACUUAAGUUUUAGCUUUUUUUUCUGUAGUUUUUAAUAUUAAAAAAGAGUCAAAAUCAUGAUACUCCUUGAAUACUUUUUGUUACUUUGCCAUAAAAUACAGCAUGUUAAGUUAGUUUAUGUGCUUUACUCUUUUUGGUCAUAAACUGUUGAAAUUCUUUCUGAAUUCUUGGUGCACAGAUCCAUUUAUCAUCACCCUUCUUAUAACUGCUGUGUAUGAAUAAUCGCAACACGUAAGCAUGCUGUGAAUUCUGCACUGUAUCCCUCCUUCCUUCUUUUUUCUUUUCUUUCUUUCCCAUGAAUAUCUUUUGGGAAAUAUUACCAGUAGGUUACCUAACUUUGUGUUGCCGCUGAUUUACGCAUGAGCUGGUAACUUGCAAGUCUGGAGGUCACUUACAUUGAGAGUGACUGGAAUUUUAGACCCUCACAAUAUUUAAGACUGGCAUAACUCACUCUUGUAAAAGUUACUAUGUUGCUCCAUACAGUUCACUGAACAUAAGCUCAUUGCCCGUUGCACUUAUUGCUACCCUUGCAACUUCACUAGGUUUGCCCAUAUAGAUUUUGGUGGCUUUCCAGAGCAGCAACACUCUCUGCUGGUCUGUAAUUGCAGGUGACUGGCUGCCUUCCACACUACAUUGCUUCCCAUGGCAUACUGACAACACCGCUCUAACUUUCCUAUAUUUUAUUUCCUGAGAAAGAUGUAGCAAAUGAGGGACCGUCACUAUCAGGAAUUGAAUGUUUAUCUAAUUUGAAUCUCUCAUCUUUGUUUAGCAGAUAGAUGCUAUUUGAAAUUUCUUAUCUGAGGCUCUGAAGCCAUCUUAAAAUUAUAGUUUGACAAUAGUUGGAGGGUUUUAAUAACACAUUUUUCCCCUUGAUCAGUUAAGUAUUAGUAGAAACUAGUUUUAUUUUCACGGUGGUAUUUUUAUUCUGAAGACCUGUACGGAUGGAGUUUCCACUAUGUAUAAUGUCUUCUAUAAAACUGUACAAAUCUCUUUAAUUUUCCAUGAGAUUUAGAAAUACAACUAUAAUAAGCCUGUAAAUAUAUGUCUAUGGAGUUUAGUCCUUGUUUCAGGUUUAAUUAAAUUUAAAAAAUCAGUAUUAUGACAUUGUCUAGUAAUCAUUAAGCUGUUAUAUUUCCAUAGUUGGCAAAGAAUGAAAAUUUCACUAUUCCUAACAGCUAGGUACAACUUGAAGCAGCUGAAAAAGAUAUUUUGUCCAAAAGUUUAAAGGUGUUCUUGAAGAAUGAAGUAUCUUAGGAACAUUGUUACUUGGCUCAGUUCAGUUCUUCGUUAGGGUUAGAAACUUGUUUUUUGUCACCCUACCCCUGUGAUACUUGGCACAAUGAAUGCAUAUGAUCUGCUGAGGUUGGUAAGCCUGAGUUUCUAGUCAGCAGCCAGAUAGGCCUAAUCAGUACAGUCACUUCCUGAUGGGCACCAAAUAAUCGCCACAGUUCUUGGUAAGCACUACACGUAAUUACAAAGUUGGAUUUACAGUGUUUGUUUGAGUUAUAUAUAUGUAACUUUUUAUUCUUGAUUUCUUUUUCUAUAAAAAUCCAGGGCACUGAAGCUGUAUCACCUCUUUAGACAGUCCUACACCUUUGUAAUCCCUUAGUGUGGAAGCACAGAGAAGCCAAGUGAGCUCCUCUUGUUUCACACUGCUUCCUUCCCUUUUUGUAUGUUCUCACCCUGACAGCAGCCUAACUGAAAAUAAUGUGCUGGAUCAAUAAAAGCGAAUGUGAGAGUAUUUGUAUAUACUAAAAUAUUGUCAUUAUCUAUGAGGCUACCUUAAACUCUUGAAAUCAUUCUUUCAUCAUUCAUUUAUUCUGUAAACAUUCAUUGAAGGCCUGCAUUGCAUUUAAAGGCAAGCUGAAAGCCUCAGGGAUUUGCUGUAGCUGAGGAGUCCUGAGGACACAGCUGAUAAAUCAGAGGAUGCUGAUAAUCUCUAAAGGAGUGAUACUCCUUUUCAACCAAAAGAUCUUAUGGAUUCUGGUCGAUUGGCUAAGGCUUGUGAUCCUCUUCAGUACAUACAUUCUGUCUGGAAACCAAAAGUGCCCUUCAUCUCUGGAGAUACUGCACUGGAGACAUUGCACUCAUAUCUACUGAGCUGUCUCUGCUCUGUAGCGAUUGAAAAAUCCAUUUCACAACACUUGUACAUUAGAGUAUAUCCAUCCAUGAUGAGAUGCAAUAGAUGUGUGGAAUUUUUUUAUGUGUUAGAGGGAUAUCUUCCCUCUAAAGUAACUAUCAUUUGAAAAGACAGGAACAGUAGUGGCAGCUUCCGGGAAAAUGAAGCCGAGAAAAGCUGUGAACAAAGCUCAUUUAUUUCAAACAAAUAUUUUUUAAAGUAGAUGGACAUCUGAUAUAUUUCAUUGACGAAUUACUGAACAUUCUGACAAGUUAAUAUUUUCUCUAUAGAUGAUUGUUAUCAGGUAAUAAAGAUACCUAGUGUUCCUGGAUUGGAUUUGUGAGAUAAUCUGCAAAUUAUAAGCACAGAUUCAAUAAAAUAUGUCCUGGAGGCACACUGGAGUUUUGUAUUUGAGAGGGACAAAAUUUGCUGACAAACCAGUGCCUGUCAUAAACACAAAACAUAGCUUUAGUGUGCAAGCUAUUUUGCCUUUAAUUUCAUAAAGGGUACAUUAUUAAUCUGACUACAUGUUUGGGGGUGGGUCAUCCAGUGCUUUUAUUUAAAUAAAUAAUAUCUCAUACUGUCUUUGAUCAAUUCCCAAAGUGUUUGUUUUUGCAGCUGCAUUUUGAGCAUGACAAAUUUUAACCCAUGUAAUAAAAACAAUUUUGCAUGCCCUUCAUCUAACCUAGAAAGCAUGCUCUUACUACCUAUGCAAACAACCAAUAAAAAAAGGCUAUACUAAAAAGUUUUAAGAAUGCAAAUCUUAAAUUAUGGAACUUUAUUUUUGACUUUGUAAUUUUUGAAAUGUGGCCUAAUCAGUAUAGAUGAGCAUGAAUGUGACUUCUUGGUUUGCUUUACAUGUUUUUCUCUUUACUGAUUUUUUUUAUCAUUGACGAGAUUGUGUGUAAAAUAAAUAUUUUGCAGGCAGGAGUGAAAUUAGGUAUGUUGAGCAUACAUUGAUGUACAUAGUGUAUUUAGCCUGAAGACUUUCCUGAAGUAUUUUGUUCUAAAAAUAACCUGCCAUUUUCUAUAGAUUUUAAUUUUUUAUAUCUUAUAGAAUUCGUCGUCACAAGGAAAAAAAUGUGGCUUCAAAUAGUGCUAACAAUUUUAAAAUGCUUUUGUGUAGAGACUGAGGGCUGUUUUGGAAGGCUUGGAGCUUCCCUCCCACUGAUUACAGUAAGAACAAGGCCCUGAAACUUACAUGGUGUUGUACAGUAGAUUUGGGUCUAGAUUUAUCUGAUGCUCAUUUAAAACCAGUGUUUUCCAUUUGGGGAGAGAAGGAGGUUCAUAGCUGAUGUGAGAAGCGUUUUUGAUUCUCACAUAUACCCUCUCUGAGAUUCUCUUAGGCCCGUUUUGAGUGACUCAUCUGUGGUGAUGCCCAGCAUUCAUGAAGAUGAUCUAGGGAAUUUUGCAUGUCUGGGUCUCCCUCCCAAGAUUUUGAGCUAAUUAGUGUAGAGGUAGGUCCAAGAAUUACCAUAUAUCUCGAGGUUUUUGUGUGUUUCUAAUUUGCAGGCAGGAGUAGGAACCACUGUGGAUCACUGUCCCUUUGCCAAGAAUUAUGGUGAGAAUCACUGCCAUAGGAAGUAUUCUGGAGUGACUCCAAUUGCUCAGUUCUUGUGGAGAGGAAAAUAGAGAACUACUUGUAUCAGUAUCUGGUUUGGAGAGUGUGGAGCGUUUGUGGUUGGCUGAUGCCUGCCAGUGUAAUGGGAAUAGGUGAUUUUAGUUGCUAGCGUAGGCAGAGUAAUGGAUGGGUCUGUGUGCUUUCCCUGAGCCUGUCUCCUAGAUUCUGUGGUGGGACUUGUGGGGGAGAGGGAAAUAUCAUAAGCUAGAAAAUGUGGGAAAAGAAAAUAAAAAACAAACUUUCAGGCCUUGCAAAACCUUCCCUGCUUUUGAUAGAACGAUUGCCUUUUUGUAGUAAUGAAAAUAGCAACUUCUAGGCUGCUGCUGAUUUCCUACUUAGCUCAUUCUCUCUGGUAGUUUUUACUAGUCCAGAAUAUAGUUUCUGGAAUUCUUUUAAGUUUGAAAAUGAGGAUGAAACAUUUUACUUGGAAUCUUUUUUUUUGUUUUGGUAACUUACUGCUAUUUUUUCAUGUAAUUUUUAAAAAAAAAAACAAGUAAACAUCCAAAAAUUUAUGUUAUCCUAUGGAGGCAAAUGAAAUUUAAUUUUAAUCUGUGGUGAGCUGAAUGCACUGCAACAUCUGCAAAAUAAUCUACUGUGCGCAGGUGGUUUCAUCCUUUCUGAGCGUUAUGCUGCCUACAAAAUAAACAGUUUUUCUGAUAUUUUCAACAUUUUAUGGAAUAAAGAUAGAAGGCAAAAUCUGUGUUGGAAAUGCUUCUUUAGAAAGGCCUUCUAGUAUGGAAGAGAUGUUUUAUAGUCAUGAAAAUGCAAUAUGAAAUAUCCUAGGUGCUAUUUUAAAUGGUGUGAUGUCAUUAUACCCAAUAGAGAGGCAGAUAGUGUUUCUAAAAUUGAGAUUCUCUUUGUAGGCCUUUCAGAUACGCAUUUGUGUUUCAUAUAGGUUUGCUCACCAAACGUGCCUCUCACCAUUGGUUAAAAUUGAAUUUAGGUACCGUUACUAACGUAUCUCUUGAUUGAACUCUCAUAUUUACACUGGAAUUUCUCUAGUUGUCCUAAAAGCUGCAUGUCAUGUCACUGUAUACAAAAUGCUUUGGUAUUGUUCAUGCACCGUGAAAAAUUUUGUGUAAUUUUCUUCUUUAGUUGUACAAUAAGAUGGAAGGCAGGAUGUCUUUUCUAGUGGCUGGAAAAAAGUAUCUUACAUUUUAAAUUAUUUUAGACCAAGUGCAUGAGAUAUGUCACUGACUUUUGUUAUUUAUUCAUGUUUUAUUAUUCAAGGUGUAUGCACUUUUAAGAAACAGAAUUUAUAUUUUUAUGUUUAAAACAUUUUAUUUCUGAAACAGCAGUUAUUAUAUAGUAUACAGUUGGAAUUAAGAGAAAAGUCGAAAAUGUAACUAAAUAUAAUAAAUUUAUUACAUGAUGCCCUCUUCAAGUCAUAUUCCUCUUUUCUCCCUCUUGCCAGCCUGUAUCUUUUUGUUGACUGUUAGCAUUUGUACUGUGUUGACCUAUACAAAAUGCUUUUAAAUUGCGAUGUUAAGUGUAAAAGUUUUUUAAAAAUCCUAUCUGUGUUUAUAUAAUUUUCACAAUUAGUGACUAUAUGGUAAAUCAGAGGUAAUUUGACCUGGGUUGUGGAGCCAGAUAAGAAUUCAUUCUAAUUCAAUUCCAGUAGACUUUUAGCAGUCUGUAUUGUUUUUCCUAUCUCACCAAACUUCUGGAGUAGGGGAAAAUACCAAUAGAAAAGGGACCAUUUUUUUUUCCUGUUUUGCCCUGAUAUGUAGUAUCUUGGUAUUUAGUCAUCCUAUUCUUUUUUUUUAAGAGAAAAAAACCCACAACAAUGAGAAUUUCAAAACAAGAUUAAAGGAAAUUUGGUUAAAAUAUAGUGUAUUAUUAUCUUCAAAGUAGUUGCUCAGAUUACAAGAUACAUGAUUGAUCAAAUAAUGUAAGAACAAACCGUAUUUGAUACAUGAUUGAUCAAAUAAUGUAAGAACAAACCAUUUUUUCAAUGAACUAAAAGAAACUUAACUGCCUUUUAUGUAUACAUAUAUUUUUUUCUUUUUCUUUUUCUUUCCUUUUCCUUCUUUUUAACCAUCCUAUUCUGAGAGCACUUAAGUGAUCUUUCCCUUCCUUCAGAAUUGCCUGUUGGAGAUGUCACAUCACAUAUGACCACUUGGGGGCAGUAGAAAUCGUUAUUAUUAAAUAUUUUUCCAGAGUCUGGCCUACUGGUUCUUAGACUUAUCUCUGAAUGUGAGAAUGCUGAGUUGAGCAGAAAUGUAGCAUAAGUUUCUCAGGUGGGUACCCCCGGCCAUCAUAUGUUCCCAAAGCUGGAAUCCAGAUCACAGAGAAAAUCUUGUUUUCCUGAAGCACAGCAUUGUGUGUUAGGGAUGGGUGAAAGAAGUGUGGUGUUCCUGACCAAAAACCAAUGUGAGUCACGUGCUGUAAAAACCCAAGGCACGGCACUUUAACUUCUCUAGUUUUAAAUGGUGAAAUUGAGUUCUAUGAACUAUUAGAGAAUUCAACUGUGUAGCAUGCUGAUUAUCUAAGAGGUUUCAUACACCUGAAAAUGUUCACAUCUCAUGAAAUAUGUAGAUUUAGAAGUUAUGCAAAUAUUGAAGGUUGUUUUGUCUCAUUCCUUAGAAUUUGGAGGGUUAUUUUCAAAUACUUGGUCAACAGCUCUGAGUCUCCCUGAGGAGAGCAAUGAUCCUUGCCCAGGACCACAUGUUCUAUGUGUUCGAGUGCCCCAUAAGACACUGGAGGCCACUGACUUGGCAGGAAGUGGUGGGUUGCCUGUCCCCAGGCCAGUGCUCCUGCUCUCCCCCAUGCAGGAACCCAAGCAGGUUCUCCCACGUGGAUGUUUUGGUUUUCCUUGGUGACUCUGUUCCUUUCUUAGGAUGUCCAUUCGUUUUCAUCUGGAAGUUUCUCCCUGGAUAGGUUGGGUCUACCUCAUGCUAAACCUUGGGAUUCAAUCCUGAUUUUGCUCUGGUGUUAGUGAUUGUGUUUCCUCCUCCCUGCUAACAUCUGCUACACAGAGGACAUGGCUUUUGCAUGUAUAACCCAGUAGCCUUUUGCUCUACUUCUUAGACCCUUUCAGAGGUACAGCAUGAGUUUGGCUUGCUCUUUGGAUUUUAACAGCUCCAUCUUUUUUGAGUAAGGUGAGAAGGUGAUUGUGAAAACUUAGUAGUCAAAAUCAGGCCUCCCUCCCUAUUACUAGUGGCAUCUUCUCUUUAUCCCCUGUGCCUUCUUUUUGUUUAGAAAGAAUCCAUAGAGGCCCAUAGUAUACAGAUCCAGUUUCAAGAACUCAGAAACAAGUUAUAAGAUAGGCCUGACUCCUAGGAGGGAAGAGUGGAUGACAUGGGCAUUGUGCACUGUGGACGGUGAGAGGCUGCGACAGCCUUAGGAUUCAAGUCCACGGAGGUCAUCUGGGAAAGGUACUAGUUUAUUGUCAUUCAAAAUUAAGUCCUGGUCCUUUGGCAGUGCCUCCUGUAUGUCCAACAGUGGGCAUAUGAUCAUACCUGACUGUCUGGUCAGGGGUCCAAGUGGUUUACAGAUGACAUUCAGUGAAUUUUGCCCUCUAGACCUAGAAUAGAAUGUUCCCUGAGACCUCAAUGGCUCAUCCCUCACUUCAUUAACCUCUUUACUCAGUCUUGCCUUCCUUGGUCCCCCCCCCCCCUUGGUCCUUUCUCAAAACACUGUAACCCACUUCACAGUCUCUUCCUUCUCCGUAGUUUUUACCUGUCACUUAUGACCAACUAGCAUGGUGCAUAUGAGUGCAGGCAGAUUGGUCUGUUACCCAGGCACGUGGUGCUUACUUAGUAUUUGCUGGCUUGACAAUAAAUUGAAUGGAGUAAUUUACUUGAUUGAGUAAACCUUUCUGUCUGCAGGUUGAGUAGAAGUACUUAUAUGUAGAAUUGAAGCUUGAAUGAGAAGGGUGCCUCUACAGCAUUCAGCACAGUGCUGGGCACAGAAAGGGCUGUAGUGGUGCCAUGUAUAAUUAUAACUUAGCACUGGGAAGAGGGGCUACUCUUGUGGGUCAGAAGAGGGAGUAGUAGAGCACAGCUUGCAGGCAGGGGUAACCACUGUACUUUUUGGAAAUCCCAAAAGUCCAGUCUUAGUAGAAUGUAGGACAGGAAGCAGUGGAUGAGGAGGGAGCAGGGAAAUCAUGAAAAUCCAGCAAGAGAUUUUAAUUUAAGGGAGAGAUCAGUUUGUGCUAUAGCAAGGUCAUCAGGACAACUGUGGUGCAGCAGAGCCCAGUUAGGACUUUGUUGCAGGAGUCUGGGCUGGGUGGUGGGGAUGGAGAGGAGGCAGUAAGUGCCUGGCAGGGUAUGUGCUCACCUAGUCCUAGAGGUAAGAUGCUGGGUUCCACUCCUGCUAUAGCAGCUUGCUGUGUGAGCAUCCAGCAUAGUUUACUCAGUUUCUCUGUGCCUCAGAUCCUUUGACUGUAAAAUGCAGGCAAUGGUAUCUGCAUGAUUAUUAACAGACUUUAUUGAGUUUGGCUUAUUUGUAUUUAAUAUACUUACUAAUGCAAUUAUAAUGCUAUCUCACUGUUCGUUGGUGUAUUUGCCCACCUGUAUCUUUCUUUUCCUUGUUUUUCAUUCACCCCAGUUUUUUUGGAAUGUAAACUUUUACUGCUGUUUGCUGUUUAUUCUUUUGCUCUUUUAAAGUCAUUAUCCUUGUGCUGUCAGCAUGCAUUUAUGAGUCCAAAAAAGCAGUAGUUUCUUUUUAUGCCUGUUAGGGAUGUGAUACACUGUAACACUGCUUAUCCGUAUUUACUAUUUGCUCUUUGCAUUAGAAUUAAGAAUUGUAAGUACAUUUAACUUUAUUAAUAUUCCAUAAUCAAUAUUCAGUUAAUUUACUAGUAUAUUUACUGUUGUUGUUUAUUCUCUUCUGCAUUUCUCUUUUUAAAAAUUUUAAAGAGGAAAAAAGCAAAACAAAAAAGGGUAGCAAUAAUACAGAAUUUUAAAAAAACUAAGAAAUCACUAGUUGAUAAGUUACAUACUGUCAUCUUAGAAAUAGUUACAAAAUUGUUGUUUAAGUUACAAAACUAAAGCAUACAAAGUGGACAUUCAGACUGGGAACAGUUCUGCUUAAUGAUCCAACAAAAACUUAGUAAUAUGGUCAUCUACCUUACACACUUAAACAUACAUGCUGUUAUAUCCUUUAGAGCACUUUUCCUCUCUUUUUUACAAUAUCAGUUACACAUUUUGGGUUUUAUUACUCCUACAGUUCUUACUACUUUUUAUCCUAGAGACAAUGUGGUAUUUCACUUAUGAGAAUAGUCUUAAGUUACCUCCAUUUCACUAUGAAGGCCUCAAGAUCAGCCUUUUUAUAGCUGAGUAAUAUUCCAUUGUAUAAAAAUACCACAUCUUUUUCAUCCACUCUGCAGUUGGUGGGCAUUUUGGUUGUUUCCAAGAUUUAGCUAUCACAAAUUGUGCUGCUAUGAACAUAGGUGCACAUAUAUCACUGUGACAUGACCCUUUCAGGUUUCCUGGGAAAAUACCCAGGAGGGGAAUAGCUGAGUUGAAUGGAACUUCCAAUCCUAGUCUUCUGAGAAAUCUGCAUAGUGAUUUCCAUUGUGGCUGCACCAGUCUACACUGCCACCAACAGUGGAGCAGAGUUCCUUUUUGCCUAUACACUCGCCAACAUUUGUUAUCAGUUGUUUUCUUGAGUGAGAUGAAAUCUCAGUGCUCUUUUAAUUUGCAUUUCUCAAAUGACCAGUGAUGGUGAACAUUUCUUCAUGUAUUUAUUUGCCAUUUGUAUAUCUUCAUCUGAGAACUGUGUGUUCAUCUCAGAUGCCCAUUUUUGCAGAGGGUCUUUGAAUUUGGGGGGGGCAUGAUUUUCAAUUAUUUAGAUGAUCUUGAUGUAAGUCUUUUGUCAGAGGGGUUGCUGGCUAUAAUUCUUUCCCAUUCUGUGGGUUUUCUUUUCACUCUUUUGGUGAUUUCUUUUGAAGUACAGAAACUUUUCAGUAGUAUGAGGUCCCAGUUGUUGAUUCUUUCAAGUGUUUCCUGUGCAGUUUACAUUUUGUUCAUGAAUUCUCUGCCUACCCCUAUGUCUCCCAAGAUUUCUGCCCUACCUUGUCUUCUAGUAGAUUUAGUGUUUUUAUCUUAAUAUUUAGAUCUUUGAUCCAUUUAGUUUUGUGCGUGGUGAUAUACAUGGGUCUAGUUUCAGUCUUUAGCAUGUGGAGAGCCAGUUUUUCCAACACCAUUUAUUAAAGAGGCUGUCCUUCCAGUGAACAUGUUGAGUCCCUUUGUCAAAUAUCAGGUGGCUGAGUGUCUUUGUACUUGUGCUUGUACCUUCUAAUCUGUUCCAUUGAUCCUCAGGUCUAUUUCUUUGUCAGGACCAUGCUGCUUUUAUCACAUGGCUUUGUAGUAUAGUUUCGGUCAGGAAUUGAGAUGCCUCCUGCCUUGCCUUUGUUGUCCAGAAUUGCCUUUGCUAUUCUACGUCUCUUCAGUUUCCAAAUGAAUUUUAGGAGUGUUUUCUCUAGAUAUGUGAGGUAUGUCAAUUGUAUUUUGAUUGGGAUUACGUUAAAUUUGUAUAACAGUUUUGGGAGUAUGGCCAUUUUCAUAAUAUUGGUUCUUCCUAGCCAAGAGCAAGGAAUAUCCUUCCAUUUUCUAAUAUCCCUCCUUUUUUAGCAUAGCUUAAUUUUCAGCAUAUAGGUCUUUUACAUGCUUGGUUAGGUUGAUUCUUAAGUAUUUCAUUUUUUUAGAUUCUAUUGUGAGGGGCAAUACUUCCCUCUCUCAGCGAGCUUUUUGUUAGUGUACAGGAAUGCUAUUGAUUUUUGAGCAUCGACUUUGUAUCCAGCUACACUGCUGAAUUUAUUUAUUAUCUCUUGUAGUCUUUUAAUGGAGUGUUUCGGGUCUUCUAUAUAGAGUAUCAUGUCAUCUACAAAUAGUGAUAGUUUAACUUCUUCUUUUCCUUUCUUGUCUGAUUGCCCUGGCUAGUAUUUCCAAAACUCUGUUGAAUAGGAGUGGUGAUAGUGGACAUCAUUGUCUUGUUCCUGAUUUUAGUGUGAAAGCUUUCAGUUUUUGUCCAUUUAGUAUAAUGUUGGCUGUUGGUUUGUCAUAGAUGGCCUUUAUGAGAUUGAGGUAGACACCAUAUAUUCAGAGUUUCUGAAGGGUUUUUAUCAUGAACAUGUGUUGGACUUUAUCGAAAGCUUUUUCUGCAUCUAUUGAGAUGACCAUAUAGUUUUUGUUUUUGGCUCUGUUGAUGUGGUAUGUUACAUUUAUUGAUUUGCGUAUGUUAAACCAUUCAUUCCUGGAAUGAAUCCCACUUGGUCGUGAUGUAUUAUCUUGACGAUUUGCUGCAUUCUGUUUGCCAGUAAUUUAUUGAAAAUCUUUGCAUCAAUGUUUAUUAGUGAGAUUGGCCUAUAGUUCUCCUUUUUGGUUGGGUCUUUCUCUGGUUUUGGUAUUAGAGUAAUACUUGCCUCCAGGAAUGUUUUAGGGAGGAUUGCUUCCUUUUCAACUUCAUUGAAGAGUUUAAGGAGUAUUGGCGUCAAAUCUUCUCUAAAUUUCUUGUGGAAUUCAUCUGUGAAUCCAUCAGGACCUCGGCUUUUCUUUGUUGGUAAGUAUUUAAUUAUGUUUUCAAUAUCAAUAGCUGAUAAUGGGUUAUUCAAAAUUGCUACAUCUUCUUGGUUGAGCUUUGGCAGUUCAUAUGUUUCUAGCAAUCUGUCCAUUUCCUCUGUGUUUUCCAUUCUAUGUGAGCAGAGAUUUUCAAAGUAGGUAUUCAUGAUCUUUUGAAUUCUCAUGUGAUCUAUAGUAAUUUCCCCCCUUUCAGUCCUUAUUGCAUGAAUUUGGGUUUUUUCUUUCUUUUUCCUGAUUAGGUUAACUAGAAAUUUGUCAAUUUUGUUUAUUCUCUCAAAAAACCAGCUUUUCAAUUCAUUAGUUCUUUGUAUUUCUUUUUUUUUUUUUUUUUUUAGUUUCAAUUGCAUUGAUUUCUGCUCUAAUCUUUACAAUUUCCUUUCUUCUAUGAGCUUUGGGUUUAACUUGCUCUUCUUUUUCUAGAAGUUUGAGAUGAAGCAUUAGGUUGUUUAUUUGUGCUUGUUCUGUUUUCUUGAUAUGACAAUUUAUUGCUAUAUAUUUCCCUCUUAAGACUGCUUUCAUUGCAUCCCGUGGAUUGCAGUAUGUUGUUUCUGUAUUCUCACUGAAUUGUAGGUAUUGCUUUAUUCUUUACCUGUAGCCCACUGGUUGUUCAGAAGUUUGUUAUUUAAUUUCCAUGUAUUUAUGCAGGUUUUGCAGUUUCUUUUGCCAUUAAUUUCCAAUUUCAGUGCGCUAUGGUCAGAUAUUACACAUGGGGUAAUCUCAUUUCCUUUGCAUUUACUUAAGAAUGUUUUAUGGGAUAAUAUAUGGUCUGUUUUGGAGAAUGUCCCAUGCACAGCUGAGAAGAAUGUGUAUUUGAUGUGGUUGGGUGGAACACUGUAAACAUCUGCUAAGCAAUUGAUCACAGGUAUGAUUCAGUUCUGUUAUUUCUUUGCUGGGUUUUUGUCUAGUUGAUCUAUCUCUUUGUGACAAUGGGAUGUGAAGGUCCCCUGUCAUAAUUGUAUUCUUGUGUAUUUGGUUUUUCAUGUCCAUUAGUAUUUGUCUUAUAUAGGUGGGUGCUCCUGUAUUUGGUGCAUAUAUAUUUAUAAUUGUUCUUCCUCUUGAAUUUUUCCACUAACGAGUUUGUAGUGACCUUCUUUAUCUCUUUUAAUCAUUUUAGGUUUGAAGUUCACAUUGUCUGCAAAUAGAAUAAUUACCCCUGCUUUUUUCUGAGUUCCUGUUGCAUGGAAUACUGUUUUCCAUCCUUUGACUUUUAACUUAUGAGUUUCCUUUUGGGUCAGAUGUGUUUCUUAUAUACAGGGAUCAUGUUUCUUGAUUCUGUCAACCUAUUUCUUUUGAUAGGUGAAUUGAGGCCAUUUACAUUUAUGGAUAUAACUCAUAUGUACUGGCUUGAUUUUGCCAUGUUAUGUUCCAGUUGUUUGCUUUCUGCUUUUCCCCCUUGUUUAAUUGCUUGUCUUACCUGGUGGUUUCUUUCUGUUGUUGUUCUGGGGAUUGUGGUCAUUUUUAUUUCUAUCUAGUAUGUCUUUCAACACUUCUAGGGUUGGUUUGGUGGACAUGGAUUUCUUCAGUUGUUCUUUGUCAUGGAAGUAUCUUGUUUCUCCAUUAAAUUUGAAUGAAAGUUUUUCUGGGUACAUCAGUCUGGGAAAGUUGUUUUCUUUUAGGACUUACUCCAAGCUCGUCUUGACUUGAGGGUUUGUGCUGAAAAGUCUGCUGUGAUUCUAAUGAGCUUUCCUUAAUAGGUGAGUUGUGUCUUUUCUCUGACAGCUUUUAGUAUCCAGUUUUUCUGCUGGAUGUUUGGGAUCUUAAUUAUUAUAUGUCUGGAUGUACAUUUAUGUGUGGUUGUGAUUUUUUGGUGUUCUGUAUGCCUCCCUUAUCUGUAUAUCAGAUUUUUCCUCAUGUUUAGGAAAUUUUCUGCUUUUACUUACCUUGGUUAUGUCGUUUACAUUGACUUCUGCAUCUUCACUGAUGCCUAUUAAUCUUAUAUUAUUUCUCUUGGCAUCAUUUUGAAGCUUCUGAUUGUCAUUUCAUGCUGCUUUGUUAUUUUUAAAAGUUUUAUUUUUUCAUGAUUGCUAAUUGCAAUACUGUCCUCAAGGUCUGAAUCUUCAGCUUCAUUUAAAUGGUUUUGCCAGCUUUCAAUAAAAUUUUUGUUUCUUGGAUGUCUCUUUGAGUUUGUUUCAUGAAUUCUGUUUGUUUUCUAUAAUAUUUAUUCAGGAUUUCAAUCAGUUUCCCAUGCUCCUGUACUUUUUUUUUUUAAAUCUAUUUCUUCCCUCGCUGUGCUGAGCAACUCCUUUACUAUAGUUGUUAUUUCUGUUUUUACAUGAGAGAUUACUUCUAAUUUGAUUUCCUCUAUAGCCUCAUGGAGUUCUUUUUUUAUUUCACUUGCUAUCUUUUCAGAGAUUUCUGGUGUGUUACUUUUGAAGUCCUCUAUUUCAAUGUCUCCUGUACUUGUUCCUGGUGGACUAGAUGUUUGAGAUUGCAUUUUGCUUUUUUUUUUUUUGGCCAUUUUCCCCUUUUGGGUUAAUAUUUGAUCCUUUAAUACCACUAAUGUCAACUGUUGGUAGUGUGUAUCUUGCAGUCCUACUGUAAGGUUGAUGUUUGUCCAAUUGCUGGGUCCCACAAUGAAGAGGGGGGGGCCCGUCACCUGAAUUCCUCCUGCAGGGCCUGUUGGGUGAGUCCAAUGUUCUUCCUAGGCUUACAAGCCUAGGAGUAUUGAUGGAAAUCAACCCCUUGUUGCUGUUGUUGUUAUGUGUACAUGUUGUUCAGAGUCACCAGAUCCUCCUGUUUAUUGUGUUUGUCUCAUCUGGGACCCUACUGUGUCUCUGGGUCCCCUUCAUUUUCUCCAGGUUGGGGAAGGCCUUGUUGGCACCCUCCUCAAGCUACCUGAUAUUCUCCAUGUGGAGGAAGGACUCACCCAUCCACUUGCCAAGCUUGCCUAUCGCCUACUUCUGGAGGGGGCUUCACUGUUGCUCCUGUUCAUCCACUGAAGGUGGCAAACUCUAUUCCUGUUUUAGGGACAAACUCACUUCACUGAUGGAAGCCUGCUGAGUUCUUUUUACUGAAUCUCCCCUGGAUACUGCAUGGUUAAACCACUGCAGUCCAAGGUUCUGGGGGGGAGGUGAGGGAGCCGAAGAUCAACAGCAAUGCUGGGUCCAGGAGGUGGGAGGAUCCCCAGUGGCAGGGGUGGGACUGUGGAGGCGCGUGUCACGGGUUGGAGUUCCUGGGUCCUGAGAUGGAUGGCCAGGACUGUGGGACACAGGAACACAGGAGGGGCAUGGUUCUGGCCUUACCAGUGUGCACCUCUGGCUGAGUUCCUGGGUCCCAGGAGGGCGCCUGCAGAGAAGGCGGGAGUUUGCGGGAGAAGCCCAGGUCUCUUCUGCAUUUCAUUGUUUCUGCCUCGGAUCAUUUUUUUCUUCUUCCUGAAGAACUCUUUGCUGUUUUUUUUCAAGCCUGUGUAAGUGAUGCAUUCUCUUAGUUUUUAUUUGACUGGAAAUGUCUUUUUUUGACUUUACUUUUGAAAGCUAUUUUCUCUGAAAAUAGAAGUUUAAGUUGGAAAUUAUUCUCUUUAAUUUUUGUCUCAUGAACUUCUGUUUCAUUAUGCUGAUGAGUCAGUUAUAAAUUUAUGAUGAAACUUCCAAGAUAGGCAGGUCUGUCCCCACCCCUGUGGCUUUGAGUUUGCUCGUGUUUGUUUCUCGGUUACAUUCUAAUGGACCUAGGUGCAUGUGUUUAUCUCUUCAUGAAUCAGGAACUACACAACUACUCUUGCCUUAAAUGUUGCUUCUAAUCCACUUUUCUAGCCUUUUUUUUAAGACUCUGAGACUAUUUUAUAACUUCCACCAGGCCUCAACCAUCUCUUUCACUCCUUCAAACAUUUUUCAUCUUUUUAGUCCUUUUUAUCAUGGAUAUCUUUGGCAAAAUGAGUCUUCCUUUUAGUUGUGUCUGGCCUUGCCAGAUGAAAUGAAGAAAUCUUAUUAAGUUUGUAUUUCUGAUUGUGAAUACUUUUAAGAAUAAGCAUGUCCGAAAUUUUGAAUGCAUUUAUGUGAUCAACUUAGAUUUACUAUAACAGAUACCCCAGAGAACCAAUUUAUAAAGAGAAGAGGUUUAUUUUGGCUCAGAGUGUUGGAGGUCUAGUUAAUGGUCAUUUGGCUUUUUAUUUUUGGGCCUGUGGCAGCUCUUUAUCCUGUGGGAGUGCAUGGUGGAGCAAGCUGCUCAUAUUUGCAGCCAGGAAGCCAAUAGAGAUAGAGCAAGGCCAGAGCUCCAAGGUCCCCUUCAAGGUACAGCCCCAGUGAUCCAGUUUCCUUCUAGGCAUCACCUUCUCAAGGUCCCACCACUUCCCAGUAGUGCUGUGUGCUGGUGACCAAGCCUUCAAUACAUGAGCCUUUGGGGGACGGGUGUCCAAACCACAGCAGGACACAAUUACACUAAAAAAAGUAAAAUAAAAUGUUUACCUGAAAUUCCAGUUGAAUUGGGCAUCCUGUGUUUUUAUUUACCAACUCUCUCAGCCCUAGCUGUGUACAAUUUUCUGGUAAAUUUUUAUUGUUUAGAUCUAGAAUGUCUCCUAAAACACUUAUGUGUUAAGAGGAGGGGUUUUGGGGCUGGGGAUUUAGCUCAGCGGCAUAAGCGCCUGCCUUGCGAGCAGGCAGUCGUGAGUUCGAUCCCCGGUACCGAUAAAAAGGAAAAAGACAAAAAAAAAAAAAAAAAAAAAAAAAAAAAAAACUAGGGGAAAGUGAUUGGACCAUAGUGAUGCUAUAUUCAUCAGUAGAUUGAUCCAUUGAUAAGUUCAGUAGCUGACUGCUGUAGGAGGUGGGGCCUCGUUGGAGGUAGGUCGCUGGCACUUGACCUGCAAGAGUGUAUUCUCGUUCCUGGGACCUUCCCUCUUUGUGUUUCUUGACCACUAUGAUGUGUGAGCAGCUUUCUUCCAUCAGACUCUUCCACUGUUUCCUUCCUGUCUUAGAACCAGUCAACUAUGGACUGAAUCCUCUAAAAAAAUAUGAGCUAAAAGAAACCUCUCUUUUAAGUUAUGGAUAUUGGAUAUUGGGUCCAGUGAUGGGAGUGACUAAGACACCCAUCUAGUUGUAUUCAUAAUUUUGGUUAUUGUGGUUUCAGUUCUAGCAUUUCCAUUGUACUCUUUAUAAAUUCUAGAUUGGUACAAUUCUCCAUCUGCAUGUCUGUUUUCUUAAACAUGUUUUUAAUUGAAAACCUGUAUCUCAUAACUCUAGUAUUGAGUCACAUGUGCAUUUCUUUCUACUACUUUUUCUUUUGUUCUGCUUGGCAUAUUUUCUUGAUUUAAUGCUAGGCAACAUGUAGAAGCAAAGUUGUAAGGGUUCUGGAUGAUAAGACAAUCUUUCUCCAGAGACAAUUCAUCCUAUUCCUGGUUGGCAGCAAGGGACUGAGCUUUUUGUACUGCUUAUUUCAUUCAUUCAUUCAUUCAUUCAGUUCUGGGAAUGAACUUAGAGCCUGUGCACUGAGGUAUAUCCAGCCCUUUUCAUCUUUUUUUUUUUUUUUUUUUUUUUUUUUUUUUUAGAGAGGGUCUUGCUAAGUUGCCUGGGCUAGGCUUGAGCUUGAAUUUCCUGCUGCUUUAGCCUCUCUGUGCUUCCACACCUGGCUGGGUUGUAUUUUUUAAGAGAAUCAGUUUUUGGGUCAUGACAUGUAAGAUUAAGCAUUUAUUCUGUCAUUCAUUCAACAAGGAUGCCUACUGUUCCAUGCACCAUCUGGGACUUGUGUUCUAUCGGUAAACAAAACAAAACAGAAUUUUCUCCCUUACUGGCAUUUAUCUUCCGGUUCAUUGGCCUAGAAUUUCAUCACAGAAAAUUAGAACAACCACAUCUGGGACUAACUUCCUGACAAAUUGAAAAGGUGGAGGUAAGUUGGUAUUAAUAUAGUAUGGAAGCCAGGAGCUGUGGUGCAUGCCUGUAAUUGCAGUACUGAGGGAGGCUUAGGCCUGGAGUUUCAAGUCCUGUCUGGGCAGAUUAGCAAGACUGUGUCUCAAAGUGAAAAACUUAAAAAAAACCAAAAAACUGAGGAUGUAGCUCAGUGGUACAGUGCCCAGGUUUGAUAUACCAGAAGCAGAACAAGGAAAACAAAAAACAAUCACCUGUAUAGGAGGUCUAUACCAAAACAUGCCUGAUUUUCUGUUCCUUUCCCUCAUUCCCACAACCCAGACUGCCUAUCCCAGGAAUAACAUCAUGUUCCACCCUAAUGACUCAGUGCAGAAAUCAGGUCCAUUUUUGAUUAUUCUCCUCAAGCCCCCUUCAAUGUGAUUGGUACAAGUCUUGUUCACCUCCACUUCUGCAGUCACGUCUUACAUGUGCCUAUAUUUUCUCCCCCUCAACAAUAUCCACGUCCAAAUCACUGAUCUCUAGUCUGGGCUCCUGUAUUAGCCUCUUACGUUUGUCUUGCUUCUCCAGUCCCAUCUGUCUUACCCAUUCUUGUAGCUAUAAUGAAAUGCCUCUGAUAAUUUAUAAACAGUGGAAAUGUAUUGUUCUCAGUUUUAGUGGGUUAAGUGUUGGGAAGGGCCUGCUUUUCAGAGAUUAUACCUGUUCCUUGUCUUCACCUGUGCAAGAGGCAAACAAGAUCCUUUGAGCCUCUCUUAUGAGGUCGUGAGCCCUCUGUUCCCAGUCACCUGCAGAUGCCUGCCUCUUAACACUACUGCAUUGGGGACUAAAUUUCAGCAUAUGAGUUGGGGGUAGGAGCAUUUAGACCAUAGCACUACUUUGUAUCACUUGUCCCUCACUUCAGACACUGAGUCUGCCUUUUUGUGUCUUGAACACAAAGCCUCGACAUCUGCUCUUCGCUCUGCUAGGAAUACUCUUCCUCGGGAUGUUCAUAUGAUGAGCCCUUCCUUGUCUCAAAUGGAACUUCUAAAAUUCCCUGGGCCACCAUCUCUAAUGUGGCUGUCUUACUCUGUAGUCAUUCCCCAUUUUAUUUUAAAGUACUUCUCAGUUCCUGAAAUUCUUUGUUCACUGGUUCAGCAUCUUCCUUCCUAUGUGAAAUGUAGUUACCAUGAGAGUAGAAUCUUUGAUCUGUCUUUUCUUUGAUGCAUGUGUGCUGGUUUGGAUUCCUUCAGUUAUAGGAAAUUGAGCAUCCAACCAAAGUAGGCUCCACUUUUCUUUUUUUAAAUUUUAUUUUGAAGAGAAUAAAACAAGGGGACAUAACAAAGCAAAUCAGAACAGAACAAUGUAAGCAACACAGCACUUUACAACAAGACAACCAGAUAUUAGCAGUGGCUACCAUAAUAUCUUUUUUUCUUUAAAAUAAUUGAACAUACCUCCACACACAAUAAUAUGAAAUGUAACAAAAUAGUAUAAAACCACUCAAGAGAAUGAAAGUAUUACAGGACAUUCAAAACCAAAUAACAGAAAAUGAACAAUGGCUACUGUAUCUCAUUUUCCAUAAAAAAUUUGUACUAUUCAUAUUAAAAUCCAAUAAGAUACAACAUGAUAAAACCAAUGGAAAUAGAACAAAAGCAUGAUAGGACUUCAAAGCAAGAUGAUAUUAAAUCAGCAAUGGCUGCCAUGAUGUCUUGUUUUCUUCGAAGUAGCUGUUCAUACCAUCACACAUAAUACAGUGAAACAAAACAGAAUGAAACCAUUCCAACCAAUGAAGACAUUGUAAGACUUCAAAGCAAAGUAAUGGGGAACCAUGAUUUCCAUAAAAUCUUAUGUACUCUUACCAUUUCUUACACUAGGGAGACUAUACGUUAUUUAUACAUGUAAGUUUGAUUAUUUCACUUACGAGUAUGGUCUCAAGUGCAUACAUUUAUUUAUGAAUAUCUCAGUGUGAUCAUUCUUUAUAGCUGAGUAGUACUCCAUUGUACAAAAAUAUAUCUUUUUUAUCAGUUAAUGGGCACUUGGGUUGUUUCCAAGAUCUGACUAUUACAAAUUGUGCUGCUAUAAACAUGGAUGCACAUAUAUCACCGUUUUUCAAAUUUCAAAUUUAAAAAUUCAAAUUUAAAAAUUUUUUUGUGGUACUGAGGAUUGAACCCAGGGACUUCACACUGAGCUACAUUCCCACCUCUUGUCUAUCUACUUAUUUAGACAGGUUCCUGCUAAGUUGCCUGGGCUGGAUUUGUGACUCUCCUGCCUCAGCCUUCCAGAGUGCUGUGAUUGCAAGUGUGUGCCCCCAUGCCCAGCUCCUUUUUAUUUUUUCAAUUUUAUACAUAUACUUACUGAGUUCCAUAAAGAGUGAAUAACUUAACUACAGAUACCUAAAUAAGGGGCUAGGGAUUUAGCUCAGCGGCAUAAGUGUCUGCCUUGUGAGGAGGCGGUCAUGAGUUCGAUCCCCGGUACUGAUAAAAAGGAAAAAGACCAAAAAAAAAAAAAAAAAAAAAAAAAAAAAAAAAAAAAAAAACCUAAAUAAAACAUGGUAGAUCUUGGACGUGAACUAUGAACUUAGACUAUUUACUUCAAAGCUUUUUUCCCUCCUCACUAUUCCAAUAGUGUUUACUACAUUAAAUAGGAAAAUGCAAUAAUCAACAUACACAUUUAGUAACUACAUUUAGUAAUUGUAACUGUAUUUAGCAUUUAAUAACUGUAAUUUAGUAAUGCAGUUACUACAAGGGGACUCCUAGAUUGAGCAUUUGUCCUUUUCUUUGUAAUCCCUUAGUAUUUUCACUACAGCACAUUCAGAAAAUGAUGACAUUUUAGUAACCAUGUAGAAAAGCGUCUUUAGGUUGAUUUUUUUCUUUGUUUUUUUUUUUUUUAAACCAAGGAUUGAACUUGGGGCCUUGUGCUUGCCAGGUGAGGUUGAUUUUUUUUUUUUUUUUUUUUAGAACACAAAACUUUUAGGUUUACAUAAAAGUUCUACAAACAAUUCAAUGAAUUACCAUAUAUCCUUCAGCAAGAUUCCCAGAGUAUCAGCAGCUUUUAUAAUUACAGUACAAUGAAUAAAGCCAGAAAUUAGCAUUGGUACAAUUCUGUUAACCAAACUACUGAUUUUAUCUGGAUUUCUUCCACAUUACCGUAAUGACUUUGUUCUUGUCAGAAUCCAACAUCACAUCCUACAUUGGAUUUAGUUUUUAAAUCUCCAGUUCUUCCAGCUGCUCUGUGAUGACCUUGGCAUUCUUGAGGAAUGCUAGAUGCUUGUAUACUCUUCAGUUUUAGGUUUUUCCUGUGUAUGCUUGUGAAUUGAUUGAGGUUUUGUGUUUUUUGGCAAGAAAACCACAAAAGCAAUAUGCUUUUCUCCAUGCUUCAUGGGGAGUAAGGAGUCUUAUUACUGGUGAUAUUAACCUUGAUCAUUUGGUGAAGGUGGGUUUUACCACUCACUGUAAAUUAUUUUUUCAUAGUUAUUAUCUAUCUUUGUGGGUAUACUUUUUCAGACCAUAAAUAUUCUGUUUUUCUUGAACACUAGGCUCACUAAUUCUAGCAUCGAUCAGUGUGGAUCUUGCCAGCAACAAUGUUUAUUACUGCGUCAUUCUAAUGAUGGAGGGAUACUUUAAAGCUGACUUAAUGGGGAGUUCAGGGGCUGGGCAGCUCCAGCGUGGGCUGUCUACCUCAGUGAUAUCAUCAGCCAACACUACUCUCUGCUAUUCUCAGCAUGUUCAGUAUUGUCCUCAGACUUACUCUUCCAUAGCUACUACAGUUGUGCAUCUGUGACAUCACCUUAAGAGAAUGUUAUCUUCUUCCACCUAUGUCUCCUUUAAGCAGAAAAUUAAGCAUUAUACCGAACCAUCUCCACUCUGAAAGCCUUCCCCAGAUCCCAUUCAGAAGGAUCUGGGUCACCAGCCUGUGACCAAAUGACAAAGAAAGUAAAGGCAGUAUCUGGCGUUCCCAUCUGGGGUGACGGUGGAGUAGAGCGAGGCAUAGAAAGCACUUUGGAAAAUGUCCAGGAGGCAGCCAUGGUGUCUGCCACAUUGCGUGGUCUGCAGCUUUUGAGGCAAUGUCCUGCCCUGCACCUGCUGAUGUUCAAUAAAUCUGUGUGGAGUGGAUGAGGUUCUUUGUCUAUUGCCUGGAGGUUUAUAAUCUGCCAUUACCUACAACAUCAGUGCUCCUGACCAUGGAAUCAGAGAAAAGAGUGACUUAGGCAACAGGGGAAGGGUGAUGUUAAUAUGACAAUCUGGGUGGCCGUAAUGGGUCCCCUGUUGGAUGACACCCUUGUCUCAUGGUGUCUGAGUCUCCAUCAGAGUAAGCCCCUUUGGCUCUGCAGUGCCCUUUACCAAAGCCUUGGAGAGACCUCAGAAGACAUUUGAGGGGAAGGCACAGAAAUUUUCUGCUAGGUCCAAUCACCUGUGCCCCGAGGUUCUCCAGAGGGAGAGGGGCUGAAGGGAGAGCUCUGCUCUAUACACGUGCGAGUCUUGCUCUGGGGGCUCUGUUGUAGGCUGGUAACUUGUUUGGUAAAUAAUGAUAUUGUUAUAAAUAUUUAAUAAGCCUAGGGACUGCAGUGCAUGAAAAAUUGAUGAGGUCCCUGUGUGGGAAAUGCAGGCUUCUCUACGUAUGCUCUGGAGGAAGCAGUUAGGGUCUGACGUCUACUCAGGCUGACACCUGUAUUUGUGGUAGGGCUGAUGAAUGGCCAGAGAAAUAUUCUCCAUGUUUAGGAAACAUCAAUCCAUCAUGCUGGAGUUUAGACUGAGGGAGGAAUUCACAGCCAUCAAUAUUGCCCGUGUUUAUUAAGCAUCUCAUGCUGUGGGAGACAGCAAGUCCCGCUCUGGCCCUGGGAACAGUGCCUCUGGAAAGGGCACGGUGGCUCCAUGAUGAAUGACUUUAAUAAGAAGCAGCUUGGAAGUACCUUCAAGUAAGCAACUAAUAACAAUAAUUAGAUGUUUCUUAAUCAUUUAUUUAUUUUAUAAUGUAUGCCCUGCCUGUUUCCAGAAAAAGAAUGGAAGUGCCUUGCAAUUAAAACACAUCUAUCUAGGAUAGUCUAAAUGAAGAUAAACAAGAGAUUAGAAACCUUAUUGGGGGAGUGAAUUUUUCUUAAUCAACUUUCUUGCUACCAACUGAGGAUACCGUAUUCCCUUUCCUCGGCAGUCACCUCUUGCUUCAUGGAGCCACGGGAGCAAAUGUAAAGCAGCGACUGGUAGUGUAAUGGGGCAGAAGGAUGAGGCAGGAGUGUGAUGUGACCUGUAUCCUCAGCUCCUCAGCACUGGGUGCCAGCCACAUUUGCAUUUCAUUUAUCAUUGCUCCAAACCAUUCUGUGUGUCUGCAGCAGGGCAGCAUGAAAAAUUAAUGCCCCUUUGUCAGGCCAAGCUUGUCAGAAUGACAGUGCAGAAACGGAAUAACAAACGGGUGUCAUGCAUGGUACUUUCUACUUAACAACCACUCUUGUGUUCUCUGAACCUGUGUUCCUUCUGAGCCUGUGUGUCAGGGAUAAUGGGCUUCUGCAGCCAGUCUUUCCCUGUAAGCUGAGGGCACAGAGCCCAUCUCUGGCAUUGCUUCCAUCCAUAUAUCAGGGGCUGGACUAUCCCUGCCCAGUGAGAGCAGGGGAAGUCCCUAUGUCCACAGUUGGGUGGACUGUGUUUAAUGAACUAUCCUGGGCACAGAGGAGGAUAAGGAAGGCAGCUCCCUGUCUCCCUGCAGGACUCUCAGAAAGCAGGCUACUGCAGAUAUUCUAGGUGGCAGCGUAGAAUUACCUGGGGAGCAGCUGGGUGAGAGGACUAGAGGACUUGAUCCUCUACCUGUUUCUUUAGAACCUUCUUGGGAGAUAGAGUAGAGGUUUCCCAGUACAUUCUGAUAUUCUAUUGAUCUUUGUUCCAUCUGAUCCAAUAUUACCUUCUUUCUGGCUUCAAGUCAUGGAAGUGGAAAUGACUACUCCCUUCCAGCAGUAGAAAUGUUCUGGGGCAAUGGUUUGUCACAGAUUUUGGAACCAGACUCCUGGGUUCAGAUCCCAGCUUUAUCACUUUAUGACCUGGUUAAGCUGUUUAACAGUUUUUGUGUCUCUGUUUCAUAUAUUUAACGAAUUUAGAGAAAUUUUGUUGCUUGGUAUUAAUUAGAUUAGUGAUUAUGGUUCCCCUAAUCUUCAUCCAAGAUGACUGGAUGAACAAGGGCCACAGAACACAGUGGCCCACCUUUGUACAAUAUUGAAAAAUUCAUAUGAUUGGAUCUUUAGGCAGGAGUUAGGAUAUUGACCUUAAGGGGGAAAAUCUACAUCUUCUUCUGUCUUGUUGACCUGUUGAAGAAAACAAAUCCCUCUUGCCUUCCUUAGGUUUAUGAGAUGAACUACCUCUUCCCAGCCAGUGCCCACACUGGCCCAGUCUGUUCUGAGGUAGGAAGGAACCAUCCUUUUCUGACUUCUGUGGAAGGUUAGUGGCAUUCUGAAUGUGGAAGCACUGGAUUUCUUUCCUUUUAUAUAUUAGAAUCCCCUUGGAAAUUUUUAGAAGAUAAUACUCUUCUAGAGAGUCUGAUUCAGUUCGUGUCAGGUAAGGUUGGAUGAUUGCAUAUUGUUAAGUUCUCUGGAUGGUUCUGAUAGUUCUGGUUUAAGGUAGUCUAAUACUUGCAGUAUUUAAAUCUAGAGUGUAUUUCCUGUUAAUUAACAGACAAGCUGGUGAAUAAGUCGGGAGAAUCUGCAGGAGGCACGUAGAACUGCUGAUGAGGUCAGGAAAGGGCUGUGGAGCUCUAGUAUAAAAGGGCUGUGAUAUAAUUUUGCAUGGGAAAUGGGUGAUAAAUAUGGUUUUAAAAUGCAGUCUAAAAUGGCUGGAGUUUGGGGGAAACACUGUGGUUUAGAACUGGUCGGACCAUCAGUUUCCUCGCUGUGGUCCAUGAAAUAGGAACUUCUGUCAACGCUUAGGCACUGUGAACAGAAAUUGAGAGACGUUGAUUUCUCUGGAUUAACGACAUUGUCUUCUGCCUUUGAACUUGUAAUUGUCCUCAUAAUCCAUUCUUUCCUACUCAGCCAGAAGCUGCAUUGCCCAGACUCUGUCCAGGUUGGUAUGGUCACAUGAAUAAAUUCUGACCACAAGAGUGAAAAAAGAAGUGAUAUAUGCAACUUCCAAAUCAUAUCUUCAAAAAGCAGCAUUUUGCCCUCUCCUUCAUCUCUUCUCCUUUUUUUGCUGGCUGUAAAUUGGCAAUACCUGGAGCAGCUGCCUUGGAUCCAGAAACAGAAGAUACGUGUCACGGGAGGCAAAGCCAUCCUGCAGCUCUGGACUGCUCAGCUGUGGGCCCACUUGGAGGGAAAUAAAAGCCAAUUAUUAUAUUUAA
This is a messenger RNA of Cavia porcellus (domestic guinea pig), 29835 nucleotides long. It is a transcript of the gene Usp31, whose product is annotated as ubiquitin specific peptidase 31. NCBI's taxonomy places the organism in Eukaryota, Metazoa, Chordata, Mammalia, Rodentia, Caviidae. Gene Ontology annotation, biological process: protein deubiquitination. The transcript has 16 exons. Gene Ontology annotation, molecular function: cysteine-type deubiquitinase activity. The record is from RefSeq and is a predicted model, not a curated record. Bases 176 to 4219 code for a protein of 1347 amino acids.